Messenger RNA from Cylindrotheca closterium, 390 nucleotides. Lineage: Eukaryota; Bacillariophyta; Bacillariophyceae; Bacillariales; Bacillariaceae. The record is from the annotation of a GenBank genome assembly.
AUGGAUUUCUGUGGUUGUGGAGAAGAUAUUGCCUUGAAGCAAAUGUUCUCGGAGGAGGAACCAGAAACGUUUUCGACAUCCGACAGCAAAACAGUGGAUCCAGCAUCCAACAAGCCAGUCGCGUCAAGAUCGAUUGCAGCGAAACCUUGCGUAGAAAGCCGGCAGGAGGAUAUUGUUGUCGAAACGGUAGACAGUGAUGGAACUAUGGAGCGACAGACUGUGUUCAAUCCAAAAGGAAGAGAAGAUGCGCCACCGAUCGAGACUGAAAACGAAAAUGAAACCGAAACUGAAGCAGCUGGUGUCAAAAAGACAAAGACUGAAGCCAAAAAGGGCAACAAGAAACUGUUCAAACUUCCAAAACUAGGAAAGAAACGAUCCAACAAGAAAUAG